Drosophila willistoni is the source of this 2091-nucleotide messenger RNA. RefSeq names its product lachesin (gene Lac). NCBI's taxonomy places the organism in Eukaryota, Metazoa, Arthropoda, Insecta, Diptera, Drosophilidae. The transcript is spliced from 2 exons. The record is from RefSeq and is a predicted model, not a curated record. Bases 450 to 1508 code for a protein of 352 amino acids. Gene Ontology annotation, cellular component: neuron projection.
UCGUUGAGAAUUCGUUGCGCCACUUUCGAAGAGUCAAGACGUGUUUUUUACCUGUGAUUCGUGUACAACGUUGUUCAUUAAACUCGGCUUACACACACACACACACAUAGAAAUAACAAAAGAGAGCGAGAGAGAAUCUGUGAGAAGACUGAACAGUGUUGUUGUUUAGAGCGAGUCGACAAGUGUGUACAGCAUCCGCGUUAGCCCGUGCAAGAGAAAGAAACGAAGCUAACUGAUAUUUAUUUAUCUUCAUUUCCAGUUGUCUCUCACAAGUUGUUGGCUUCUAGCGCGUUUUUAUCGUCACUUUAGCUGGUUGUGUGUUGUUGUGUUGUGCUCCGUCCGUCGUUUUGGUGUGUGCAGUUGGGUGUGGUAUCCAAAAUAUAAUAAAGAAAAAAGAAAUUAGUUUUGUAUACAAUAAAUAAAAAGAAACAACAAAAAAUAUUAUAAAUAUGUGGCGCACGCUAGUGGCCUCCAUCCUUCUGCUAAAUGCCAUAGCCUUUGGUCAGCGAACGCCAACGAUUUCGUAUAUAACACAGGAACAAAUCAAGGACAUUGGCGGCACAGUGGAAUUCGAUUGUUCUGUACAAUAUGCCAAAGAAUAUAAUGUACUCUUUCUGAAAACUGACUCCGAUCCGGUCUUCCUAUCGACGGGCUCAACACUCGUGAUCAAAGAUUCACGUUUCUCGUUGCGUUACGAUCCAAACAGUUCCACAUACAAACUGCAGAUCAAGGAUAUACAGGAGACUGAUGCGGGUACCUAUACCUGCCAAGUGGUGAUCUCCACCGUCCACAAAGUGUCUGCCAGUGUGAAGCUAUCGGUGCGUCGUCCGCCAGUCAUAUCCGACAAUUCCACGCAAUCCAUAGUGGCCAGCGAGGGAAGUGAGGUGCAAAUGGAAUGCUAUGCCAGUGGUUAUCCCACACCUUCGAUUACAUGGCGACGCGAAAAUAAUGCCAUAUUGCCAACGGACAGUGCCACCUAUGUGGGUAAUAUAUUGCGCAUAAAAUCGGUGAAGAAGGAGGAUCGCGGCACUUACUACUGUGUGGCAGACAAUGGUGUCAGCAAGGGAGAUCGUCGUAAUAUAAAUGUGGAAGUUGAAUUUGCUCCAGUCAUAACUGUGCCCCGUCCUCGUCUGGGUCAGGCUCUGCAAUAUGACAUGGAUUUGGAGUGCCACAUCGAGGCUUAUCCACCACCGGCCAUUGUCUGGACCAAGGAUGACAUUCAAUUGGCCAACAAUCAGCACUAUAGCGUAUCGCACUUCGCCACCGCCGAUGAGUACACCGAUUCCACAUUGCGUGUGAUCACCAUCGAGAAGCGUCAAUAUGGUGAUUAUGUGUGCAAGGCCACCAAUCGCUUUGGCGAGGCCGAGGCUCGUGUCAAUCUGUUCGAGACCAUCAUUCCCGUAUGCCCGCCAGCUUGUGGACAGGCCUACUAUGGUGGAGCCGAGACCGGAGCAGCUACCUCUUUCGCUUUAGUAGCCAUUGUCCUGGCUAUGAUGUUUGCCAGAUAAGCGAUUACGUCUCUUCAGUCUUUCUAUCCAAUGCCUCAGCUCCCAAAUUGCUUCAAAAUCUCCCUAAGAAACCAACUCCAAAAUUCGAAUACAUUACAUAUAAUAGGAAUCUGCAUAACUGAUGAUGAUAUACAUACAAACACCCAAUAGAUGUCUAUAUAAACCAUAACAUUCCAAGUCGCAAAAGAAAAAGAAAAAAAACAAAAACGUAAUAGAAAACAUUCUAGAAAUAUUCCACAAUUUUAACGAUUUCUAUUAUAAUUUCCAAGUUUCAAACGUCCAAUAUAUAUUAGUUGCUUUAAGUUAAUUAUGCUAAGUGAGAAGAAUUAAAUGGAAGAAAGCAAUAUACUAGAUCUGAUUUAACUUUGGAAUGUCUAAGUUAUUGUAGCACCUUAAAAUUCUCGAAUAUCGAACUCGAAUCCAAUGCAUUUCAAUUCUCUGCCCGUUUUAAUUUCUAAUUCUUUUUUUUUUUUCGUUUGUUCUGUUUUAUGUUUAAGCUAAGAAUGACAAUUCUCGAUAUCACAUCACAAGCACUAAAUUUAGCUUAAAAGGAGAAUAAACUUUAUUUUUUUAUUAAAUAAAA